Molecule: messenger RNA, 1631 nt
Organism: Durio zibethinus
Lineage: Eukaryota; Viridiplantae; Streptophyta; Magnoliopsida; Malvales; Malvaceae
Source: RefSeq, a predicted model, not a curated record
AAAAAAAAAACCCGCCAAAACCUCCUCCAAUGCUAUUGCUAUUAGAUCUAAAGUAACUUGUUUUCCCCUUCACUUUCUCGCCAAUUUUCUUCUGCCAAACACCCAAAGCAGAGCUGACGGGGUGGUGAAAGUUUCUAUAUUUAAGAAGAUGCACGGGAGAAAGGCAUACGAGCUGGUGAAGGAGUUUGCCGGUGGUGAAAAAGGGCAUCUCAAGAUUUUCAACAAUGAGCUGUUUGAACGAGUAAUUGAAGAAUGCAAUGAACAUCAUAAUGCACUUCAGUCAUUGAUAAGGAAAAUGCAAGAGGAGGGACUGGAAGUCCAAACAGCUAGAAAUGCAGACCACUAUGGAGCACUCAUCCACCACCUUUCUUUAAUUCGCAACAAGCGUUGCCUAAUGGCAUAUGUGUACAACCGAGCAGAAAUUAUACGAGAUUUGGCAUGGAAGGUAGGGUUGCUUCAUGAGCUUCCACGUGAAAUUCAGGAGAAAUUCAGUGACUCAGAGGAACAUUAUUUCAAAGAUCAUUCUAAAUCUUUGAAAAUAUACAUGUCACAACUGAGCCUUGACGUGAAUGUGGAUAUGGUGCCUCCAAAGGAUCCCUACAUCAAGGUAAGAGUCCUUGAAGAUUUGGGUAGCGGAAUAAUUCUUAGUGAUAAAUCUGCCAAUUUUGCUCAACACUCAAUGCACUUUCUCAAACGAACUGAUGCUGAGCAAUACAUUGCACGGGUGGGUAGCCUUUUCCAGUUAGCUCUACUUGUAUAUAUCAUGAGAAGGGAUUGCUAAAUCCUUGCUAUCUUCUCAUUAUUUUCCUUGUAUCAAUAGGGCUUAAUGGAGGAGCUGACAAGCUGAACCUGAAAGGGUUCUUUCUAUGAUGCCUUCGCCCUCUUCUCUAGGACAAAGGCGUUUCUAAUGUGUAUUCAGAAGCCAUUAACGUAGCCUAAUACCAGACCUGUUUGUUCAUUCACUGUAAGUGCUUCUUAGAUCUUGGCAAGACAGAUGUAACUUGAACAAAAAAAUUCAGAAACUGCAUUUUGAAGUUUCAAAUCUGUAUUGUUGAAAAGAAAAGAAAAAGGUUCCAACAUCUCCAUGCAUGAAAAUUUGAGAAAGCACUACAUUCAUUCUUUGAGCGGUAAAUCUUGAUGAUAUGUUGCAGCAAAACAACCAGGCAUAGUUUGCUUUCUAUUUCUACCACUGCCACUACUACUUGCACCUCUUGACCCUCCAGAGAGGAAAGCAUCUAAAGCUGCUAAAAUCUGAGCUUCAGAUUUGUGGCCCUUCAAGGAGGACCUCACCUUUCUAACCACCUGUUGCUUCAUCCGCUUCCGCUCUGCCAAUGAAAGAUGCUCACAAUUAUCCGUUCCCUUCAGAAAUCCAACCACAUUUUCACCGGAUCCUACACCACAUUUUUCUUAGUGGGUUUCUCCACAACCUGCAAAGAUAGCAUUCGAUCUAAGCAGGCCUUAUUUUCCAGCUAAACAAUAUCCAAUAUAAAAUGCACAUUUCUCGAGUAUUCACGGAUUUGCUCUCAAGUGCGUGAGCAAUCUUAUCUAUAUUCACGACAAGAACACCAUUGCCAAAAAGCAUUUGAUGCAGAGACGUAUAGGCCGCAUCCUGCAACUCUGCAACGGGGCAU